CCAACCUGUCUUUGUAUACAUCUGCACCUCCAAGCAUCAGCAUGCCUAUCACCAAGUACAAAGCUGCUGCCGUCACCUCUGAGCCUGUGUGGUUCGAUCUCGAGGGUGGUGUCCAGAAAACUAUCGACUUCAUCAACGAAGCUGGCCAGGCAGGAUGCAAGCUCGUCGCCUUUCCCGAAGUUUGGCUCCCCGGCUACCCUUACUGGCAGUGGAAAGUCACCUACCAGCAAUCUCUCCCGAUGUUGAAGAAGUAUCGUGAGAAUUCCCUCCCUGUCGACUCGGACGAAAUGAGAAGGAUUCGCCGUGCAGCCAGAGACAACCAAAUCUACGUCUCUUUGGGAUUCUCUGAGAUUGACCAUGCAACUCUCUACUUGGCGCAAGUUUUGAUCUCCCCCACCGGCGAUGUCAUCAACCACCGCCGCAAGAUUAAGCCCACUCACGUUGAGAAGCUCGUCUACGGAGAUGGCGCUGGUGACACAUUCCUAUCGGUCGUCCCUACCGAAUUGGGUCGUGUCGGCCAACUCAACUGCUGGGAGAACAUGAACCCGUUUCUGAAGUCGCUAAACGUGGCCAUGGGCGAACAAGUUCACAUUGCUGCCUGGCCCAUCUAUCCCGGAAAAGAGACUCUCAAGUAUCCCGAUCCUGCGACCAACGUCUCUGACCCGGCAUCUGACCUUGUUACCCCUGCCUAUGCCAUUGAGACCGGAACUUGGACGCUCGCUCCGUUCCAACGAUUGAGUAAAGAAGGCCUGAAGAAGAAUACACCUGAGGGAGUUGAGCCCGAGACGGAUCCGUCGACAUACAACGGCCACGCCAGGAUCUUCAGACCUGACGGAAGCUUGGUGGUUCAGCCAGACAAAGAUUUUGACGGCUUGAUGUUCGUCGAUAUCGAUCUCAACGAGUGCCAUCUCACCAAAGCUUUGGCAGACUUCGGCGGACAUUACAUGCGACCAGACUUGAUCCGUCUUCUGGUCGAUACUCGCCGCAAGGAAUUGGUAACCGAAGCUGAUCCCAAUGGUGGAAUCGCAACCUAUUCCACACGGGAACGUUUGGGGCUGAACGACCCCAUUGACGUCGUCAAGGAGGACAAAGGCAAAAGCGGUGCAACGGCGACAAAGUCCGAUGCAUUCACUGCUCACGCACCUCUUUAGAGUUGUGCAAAGUUUGAUCCGAAGCUGUUUGGCUGCUUGGACUUGGAACUAACAUUGUCUUUUUUUCUUUUUCCUUUUUUACCUGUAUAUACAUAUUCACUCUCCUCUCCAUACUUUCGUAAAUCUCCAAUGAACUGAACCAUAUGAAUACAUUUUCCCAUUUUCUCCUUCCAAUCACAGGGCAAUCGCUAGCUUCGAGAGAGGCAAUUGCAAUCCAGUUGCGCUUUCUCUGAAGAGCUGUUGUUCUUAUCUCGCCUAACUCAGCUCACCCUUUUCGAACCCCAUAUCCAUGAAAAACGAAUUCUAACACGUCCCAACACCACAACUACCGCCUGGAAUACACAUUAGUCCCAUUAAAUAUCGAAUUUUCGACAUUUCCUUUUGAACUUACUAUUCGCCGCAAUAGAAAUGUGUCCUAAUGGAACGUGAUACUUUUUCUUCUUCCUACUUUUCUCCUUUUUGUACUCUUUAUAUGCGCGCCGCUCAGCUUUCUUUGCUUGCUUCUGCUGGCGCCGUGUCAGGUGCAUGGGUUGCUGUGGUGGGUAGUAGUAGAGUGGUUGUGGCGCGUGCUUUGAGGUCGAUGAUCCCAUGUGUGUUUCGUGUCCCGCGAAGAUAUUUCGAUUGCUUGGUAGAAUCGAAGAUGAGUAAGUUGGUCAAAGUGGAUGUUCAGGUUGGGUGUUGCUUUUUUCAUGCGAUGUUUGUGUGUGAGUUUUCUUCAUAUGAGACCGGGAAUUAUCAUUCUUUAUAUAUACAUCUGCAUGGGAUCAUCAAGCAUCCGUGACUGGCCGUUCUAUUUCACAAAAGCCCUGCGCCCCCAAAAAUCCGUGCUCCAUCCCUAAAGAAUAUUACCCACCAACUCAAAAAAGUACAUAUCGCAUUUGCUCUUGUCCGGCAUGAGCUUAGGCGCGUUCUAUUUACACCUUUUCGAGUUUAGCGCGACAUGACUCUUUUGACACACCGGACCGAUUAGGUACACAUUCACUUCGACAAUUAUUAAUAUGUCAGCCUCGUGUUUGUUUCCAAGAUAUCCCAAGAGAUCGAACAUGGGUGACAGUGUCAACAAAUCUUGAAUGGACCUCAGAACUAUGCUCCCGUACUACCUUUACUAGUGGUCUAUCUAGAAAUCCACGACCAAUGCAAUGCCGUGGCAAUCUUU
Molecule: messenger RNA, 2307 nt
Organism: Periconia digitata
Lineage: Eukaryota; Fungi; Ascomycota; Dothideomycetes; Pleosporales; Periconiaceae
Source: the annotation of a GenBank genome assembly